Molecule: messenger RNA, 11673 nt
Organism: Caenorhabditis sp. 36 PRJEB53466
Lineage: Eukaryota; Metazoa; Nematoda; Chromadorea; Rhabditida; Rhabditidae
Source: the annotation of a GenBank genome assembly
AUGAAGUGAGUUUCUGCGAACCGUUUUUGAGUUCGAAUCGUGCGCGUUUGCAAUCGGUGCAAUAAAUGGAGCGCUGCAGAAUUCCUAGCAAACGACGGAACGAUCGGGAAUAAAAAGUGAUAUUCGAAACGGGGGAGCGCGGGCGUUUCGCUGCCUUUUUAUUUUUAUUGAAUGUCAAAAAAUCGGAGCGAUCGGGCAGCUUUUUGUUGGUUUCUACUUUUGAGGCGUUUGCUUAUUGAGAAGAAGUUCCUGGAAAUCCGCGCUCUACCGCAACGUUCGUAGAGCGACGCGUAUAGAUCGAGAACGAAUGUUUUGUUUCGAAAAUGUGCCUGAUCUCCUGCCUGGAUUCAUUCCUUUUCCAUCUCGCCUGCAUGCGAAUCUUUCGUUCUUUCUGUUCAGUUGACCGAAAUGCUGCUGACAAUUGAAUUGAUAGCUCCGUAAAAACAAGACUCGGACUAUGAGAACGACCUGAAGAAGUGCAGGACUCUUCGAUGACUCUUCGUAAUCACCCGAGUCUCCCGAUAAGCACGACCGCGCCCAUCUGCCCCUCCGUUUCAGACCUACCUUCCCGGUUAUUUGCCUACGAGACGUUCGUGAUGCCAUCAUCUUUUUAUCAUUCUUCCUCUCCUUCUCUCUGUUAUUCUCUGACCUAUAUUCAAAACUGAUAUUCUCUUUUUCAUUCAAAUUUUGAAAAAAAAGUAUGUGUGUGUGAGUGUGGUCAAUUGAAUGGGAAGAAGACAGCCCAAAAAGCUGUUUCGUAUUGUUUGGUUUUUGAAUGUCGGCGUGUGAAUUUCCGACGAUACCCGACCGCGACUCUUCCUUUCUAAAAAGCAUCUAUAUACUUUUGGAAACACAAGUUCAGCAUCGUUUUUUGAAGCUAUCAGUGAUAAGAGACUUGAAAUAUAUUGCCUACUUCUGUGCCUACGCAGUGCUGUUGAACUCUCCCUCCCUCUCUUGUUAACGGAUCUUUCUUUAAGCAGUGUCCGUCGGUAACGUUUCUGUUUUUCGUUCGGCCGCCGGUGCCCUAUCUCUCUUGCCAUCUAAAUCGCAAUCCAUUGGUAGGUCACUCUUUCGAGAAUCCAUUUCUCAUUCCGCUUCAGAAUUAGGUUGGUAACGGGAGAAGGAGACAGAGCUGUUUAGGUUAGGUUUACUGAGAGAGUAAGUAAUAAACAUUUAGACGGAAAAAGGAGCCAUUGCACCCGGAAAGAGUAAUCAAAACAUUAAUGGACUCUUUUUGUGUUUACAUUAUUAUCUGGACCCUCCUCCCUACUUUCCUCCCCAUACUUCUGCUUUUUCUUCUUCGUUCAGUCCGACAGUUUGCAGCUGAACCAGUCAAUUGUCGGGUACCUGGUACACGAGUAAACACGGAUCAUGACGAAGACGAACACAAAAACUGUCCGUUCGUAAUUGUUCUCUUCUCCCUUCUCUUCUAUUUUUUUUCUCACCUCUGCUCCUUUUUUCAUCGGUGUCCUUUGCGACUGUCUAAUUACUUUUUUCUGGGGCAAUACUCGUUAAUUAGUCAGAUUUUCUUGAGGGUCAUAUUCGGGUAAAGGACACUUUUGAUAUAAUCUUCCGUCCAGUCACUUUUUAGCGCACUGACCGAAAUUCGUUUUGACUCGACGGAAGACCGCCUCCCGAAAGAGUAGGUCACCUUCCAGCUCCCUCUCUCCGUCCCUCUCCAACUGCAAACUGCUUCCGUUUUGUCCUUUCUCUCUUUGAGCAGCUGUCGCCUUUGCUUAUUCUGCGGAAUACAGUGACUUCUCCCACACUUUUUACAAAAACUCGUUGGCCUCUGGCUCUAAAUACAUGAAAGUAGCCCGGACAGCUGACUCGUUUCCAGUUUUGCAGCUGCAAAUUCGAUAGAUUUUUGCCGAGAACUUUGAAGUUAGACAAAACAAUGAAAUUGUUUUUUUUCUCUAUUUCUUUUGCUAUUCAAUUCUUCGUCCAUGUUCUCUGAAAAGAAAGAAUUCAGUGAAUGUUGCCGGGCGAGUAAGCUAUAAUUUGCGCAGCCAGCUCGGAGAAGCGCUGUUAUUCAGAUGCCCAAUUUGUUUCAUUUGUGAAUAUCACCGCAAACGUACAAUACCAUCCAUACAAACAUUAUUCCCUUUUCUCUUUUCCCGAAAGAUGCCGUACAUGACCUGUUUGUUUAGCUGCGAAACGAGAGGAGCACUGUCCCAUUCGCACUAACGCACGGCUACUUUCGGACACUCGAACUAAUUUUAUCCACAAUUUCAGAAGAUCUUACAAAAUCAAACAAAAAAAAGAUGGAAAUUGAGUAACCCGGCCGAGGCCUUCUGAAAUUGGGACACGUCCGGCAGAGCGCACUUGCAUUUCCAGCAUUCCGGCUGAAAAACGGGCGUUUUCAGACAAUUUAUUCCGUUUUCGCUCUCGUAAACUGCCAGAAACAUCGAGAUUCCGUCGUCCUUUUGAUUCCAAAACUUUUGAAAAUAAACAUUGAUUUCCCGGGCGGUUCCCUGGUUCCCUGCUUUCUUGAUCGCGCAUCGUUUUUGUUUUUAUCCGUCUCUUUUUCUCGUUCACUUCCCUCCCCACUGGCCCCAUUUUUUGUUCAGCUCCUCACGUACUCCGCUCCUUAUAAAAACGUUGAAACUUCGUAAAAUACAGUCGUGGAGUCAGCUCACGUAGCUGUGAAUUCUGUUCUUCAUUGUUUCUAUGCCUCGUGUCUGUUUUUAUUUAAUCUUAAAAAGUGUCAUUAUAUUCCCAAAUGCGCAGCUCUUUUUGCUCUUUCUCACUUUGCGUGUGUUCAGCUGUUUCGGGCACCGUCCGCUGACGAAAAGAGCCGAGUUAUAUUGAUCUGAAUUAUCCGUAUUUUCAGUUUGGACGAGAUGAUGGAGGACGAUUGGACGGCGAGCGGCGCUCUCGAAAAGGACAUCUUCAUUUCGGCGGUCAACCAGGACAAGGAUACCAUUGAUGUACGUGGAGAAAACAGAAAGCUGUCAAAAUUUCCGAAUUCCAGUACAUACUUGCACCUUAGUCUUGCGCUUUUUUUUUCAAAAACAAAAAAAGGUGUUUGAAAUAUCACAAAACCAGUGAUUUUCAGAUUCUUCAAAUUUUUGACAGCGACAACGAUGAAUUCACUCCGGACACGAUUCGGAUCAAGAUGGAGCCGACCGAUGAGACUUCAGGUGAGCGAUCUCCGCAUUUUCGGAGCGAUACCCUUCUCGAAAUUCCAUAAAUUCUCCGCCCGUAUCUUUCGUUUCUUAAUUUAUUAGCUCAAGAAGGAGAAGUUUGAUCGGAAAGGUGAUAAAAAUUAUGUUUAAACUACACUCAAGUUCCGCUUUUUCUUUGCCCUGUUUCAAAUUUUCAGCUAAAACAAAUAAACACAAUUUGCGAAAUUUUCAAUGAUAAUUGGAAUCUUUGCGCUGAAAAUGAUAGACAUAGAUCAAAGACAAGUCUCCGCCCACCUACGAGCUUCGCCUCAGACUCCGCCUAUUUUCUGUAGAAACUACGAAAAUUGCCCCCUCGUGGUGAUGUUGAUGUCCGCAGAUGACGUCAUCCGGGAGCAAAAGGACAAAAUUGAUAUCGGAGCAGUGAAAAAAGCAUCAAAAGUCUAUUACGAAUGUACGGGUAGGAGACGUGAGAAUUCGAAAAUGAUGGUUUUCUCACUGUAUCCAGUCUUGCGAAUAUCAAAUUCGAGAACUCGGAGGUCACUCUUUCUAGUUAGCAACGAACAGAUUUUUUGUAAGGUCCCGAGACAUUGGGAAAAGCACUGUGCUCGACUCCCCCUUCACACUUGGAUACGUGUGAAUUGAAAGUGGAAAAGCUUCGAUCGCAUAUCAAACAUCAAUGGCAACAUCGUAUAUUCGGUGUUUCCGUCCUCGGCAACAUCUUGUUAUCAGCUCGGUCCCUGCCGUUUUACGACCGCCAUCAAAUAUCGAUUAUAGCCCUCUAGGUGUCAUGUUGUUAUGAGCCCGCAGUCACUGAAACAGUCCGAUGACUAAGAAGGCGUGACGAGAUGAAACUGAAGUGCCUUGUUUGCAGUACCAUCGGCGCCCUUUUCUGGAGGCCUAAAGACACAAACAUGUGGUGCUUCUCCAGGCUUAUCAGUUAUCAGUUUGCUCCGAAACUUGUGCUCUUUUCUGUAGCUUCUCUGCCCUCUCGCACUGUCUCGUUUAUCAAAUUAGCGUCCCUCUCUUGUCGAGUUGCUGCCGCCUGCCCCACCUGCCUGCUGAAAAGACGGAGACGAGAAGAACAGUAUCAUAUUCUGAUCUGCUUCCUCGCGUCGGCUCACUGUACAUACUGUACAUUCUGUAACUAUGGACAUGUCUUGCUCGUCGAUGCCAAUGCCACUGCCGAUGCAAAUGAGAAUGAAUCCGCACGGCGGCGACAUGAUGGGCACUCCGAACAAUAACUUCGCGAUGAAGUGGGAACCAUGCACGCCUCCAGACGAGAAGCCUCAGAUGCUUUUUCCUCCGCUCCACGGUAUUUUCAAUCAUCCGUCGAGGCAUAGUAGCACUGGAGAAGGUAUGAACUCGAAUUAGUCGUUUCUAGGACUGCUAUUUACAGCCUUAUGCCGCGUCCAAAGUUUAAAAUUUUGCUGGGAUUUCCUUGAACUUUGGACGCUUUUCAUAAACUUUGGACGCGGCAUUAGGAAGAAGAGCUUUGUAUUUUUCUGCAAAAACGGAAAGUUUCGUCACAUUUUAUUCGUCAUCUUUUGCUUACAUAAUUUCCUCGCGUUUUACUUAUCUAUUCGUUCCGCCAUAUUCCUUUCUCUUGAAAGUCAAAAGUACACCAAAGUUUCUUUCAAUAGAACAUUAGUGCGAUGUCCUUACAUCACAUGUCUUUCAAGCUGUAUUACCUCGCACACCUCGCACAGUACAUUUCCCCUUAUCAUAAUUUCCGUUACGGAAGCUUCGAGUUCGAAAUCGGUAUUUUUAGCACAAAUCAUGAAAUUUGUGAGGAUGCAACAAUUUCAGUUAUCAAAACACUUUCCCAGCGCUGUUAUCUCGACCCAUACUGAUAAGCUCCUUCUGCAGGCUCUUUUGACCAUUCCACGUGCGCUCGUUCCUUUCCGUAGCCUCUGACGUAGUGGUCUCCACGAAAUUAGCUAAUCCGCCAGCGGAAACUUUCCCUCCAGUUGUCAUCCAAUUUAGUGGCGUUUCCCGGAACUAAAACUGGAAAGGGAGAAAAAACGGCGAAUAAUCGUCAUCAGAAUCUCGUGCAGGUCAUUGACGUAAAUGCAAUUUAUGACCCACUUUCUCCUCUCACUCGCUCUCUUAAACACUUGUUUACUUAUCUAAAAAUUUCCGAUAGUUAUCACGAAAUGGUUGAUAGUUCUGUUAGAAGCGUCUCGCAACCCGAAAAUGUUUCCAAAUUUGAUCAAAAGUGGAACAAAAAGCAAAUGGAGAUCGAAGAGAAGUGGGAGAAGAAGAGAAGUCAUAAAAAGUUGGUAGAGGGUCACUGAUAAGGAGCCGCGACCACGGGAGCCAGCUUUCUCUCCAUCGUUUGAUAUUGAUGUCAGAAAUGGAAAUUAUAAGAUUACGGUCGAGAAUGGAGCAUAAAAUUGACGCAAUCGUAGAUUGUACCUGGGCUAGGAAGAAAUCACAUCAGAUUUCUAGAAAACACCAGAAGGACGAUAAACCUGUAAAUAAUUUGCAGAUUAUCACGGCUCCUCUUCGGGUAGUCCGUCUUCAUCGCUCUCGUCGCCGAAUGGAUUCAAAGACGAGCCGCUGGGCCUGGAUGUCCACUUCGGAAGUUCGCUGUUCAACGCGCCGUUCAGUCCCUCCGCCACCUCGUCCCAGUAAGUCGUCCGAAUGUGCUCUUGACUAAUUUUGUACGAAAAAGAUGAAAGUAGGUCACGGUGUCACGUGGACCACCCGGCGCGGAGACCCUUUUGACCGUUCUGUCCCAGUGCCACGUGGGUGCUGAAUUUCAUUUAUUUUUUCUUUCAACUUGCUCUAAAAAUGUUUUUUCCUAUCAGGUACACUGUAACUUGACGCGAAAAGGUCGUUGAGAUGAUAUUUUUCUUAGAAUUGAGUAAAAACCAUAGUGAAAUUGAUCUCUUCUUCGAUUCAAAGACACUCUAACCGGUUGUAAGCGUCUUCCAGCAGCCCGUCAUCUUUCGGAAUGAUGCACGGAUCGGGACAUUCGAUGGCUCCGCAACAGCAGCACUCCCCGUUACCUUCCGCUCAUUUCUCGCACAAUCACCAUCAUCACCAUCAUAUGGUUCAGCAUCAUAACCAGGUAAGAGAAAUAUGCAUGGAAAGAACUGAACGACGGCUGCCGACGUUUUCAAUUCGCAGAGUUUUUGAAAAAUAUCGUUUCUGAUAAGUUUUAGAACAAGUACUUGCUUCCUUUAAUAAAGCCUAUCAGUUUCAGCCGAAUUUGCAAAUGAGCAUGAACCAGAUCUUCAACGGUCCCACCCAUCAAUACAUUUCCGCAAACGUUUCACAAAAUUUCCUCUUCAAGGAUUCGACAAUUUACGAAGGAAUGGGUACGCUAUGUUUUAUUCAAUCGAAUCAAAACAAAAAAUGUUGAGAAAUGUCUGAAAACUAUCACAUUGACAUGCAAUUUUCAAAGAAAACGCUUCAAAAACCAAAAAAAAAACAGGUGGCCUAGAAAGACGGCGAAGUUUUCUAGUCCCUCACGAAAAGCUGCGAAAUUCGAAUUUUAUCGCAACAUCUGCUCUUUCUGUUGUUUUUGACAAUUUUCCGUCGUUUCGUGGGCUGUGUGCUGUGCUCUUUUCGAUUAAAAACGUCUCAAUUCGAAUCCCAUUCAUUUUUUCGAAUCGCGGCGCCUCAGAAAGCGCUUUUUGCAAUUAACGACACACUUGAAUGCACCUCCUCGAUUGGACCUCUCCGACGGCUACCCAAUUAUAUGUCCCCCUAUUCCCUCGUUUCUUCCAUUUGUUCAGCCACGUCACCUGAUGACGUCAAGGACGUCUUCUGAUUCUCUCCGUUCUGCCUUAUCUCUCGCUCUCUUUUCGCUUUUGAUCCGGUUUGCCACGUCAUCACACAAUGCCUGUGUUUCUCAAUUUCCCAUGAUUUUUCGCUCUUCUCUCUCACAAACAUGGGCAUUGCGUUCUGAUCGGUCUCUUCCUCUUCCCUUUUUGAUCUGCCACGUCAUCGGCACAAUAUUUUCCACUCCGCUUCCGUCACGAGAAACAUUGUAGCGCUGCACAUCGAAAAAUGCAUAUUUCUCCGCCCCCUUUUGUUCGUUCUUACUCUGCCACGUCAUAAAGAAAGCGACCAUUAGUUUCUGUCGUAAAUAGUUGUUUUUCAUGCUUCCAAAAUUAUUUAAAGAAAAUGGCAAAUAGGCAAGCGAAUGGACCAGUCAGCUGACCGAUUUCCUGAGCAUUUCUGAGUUGGCAGAUGGGUGUCAUGUCAGUUGUUUGGAACGUCUUUCGAGUAAAAAUUCCAAUAAUUAUAUUUUUGUGUUUGUUUGAGACAGUAAACAAAGACGAUACGACCUCUAGAAUCUAGUGUAGAUCCUAACUGCUGAUUGUCGUCAAACUGUCUGUACGUUCCAGGAUGAGAUUAACCGAUUGAUUAUUUUUUUUUAUUGACUUCCAAUGUUUCACCCAGUGGUAAGCAUCGCACCCGGCGCGGUCCGUCCGCCCAUAUAUACCCGAGCGCUUGCCCUCUUUCGCUUUCUUCCCCUUUCUCCGAUGUCUAUGCGAUUGCCACGUCAUCAUCAAUUCAGUCUGUCACUUCCAAUUGGUUGGUGUUGCUGCAGGCGGUCGGUUGCCGGGAAGAGAAGGAGGCCUGGGGCGAGAGGGUGGUUAUGUGCGUGUUGCGUGGCGGACGGACGGACGGAGAGAAUGAAGGAAAAAGAGAAGGAAGAGGAUGGGAGUGCCACGUCAUUCGCCCGCCCGCGCUCCCGCUUUCACAUACUAUUUCACCGCCGGUCCCAGGACGAGGUGCCUUCUUGCGGCCGGCGACCGAUUCGGCAGCAGUCUCCUCGCUGUUUUCACAUGUGACAUGCCACGUCACUUGCUGCUUCUCCUGUCUUCAUGAGAAUACGAUUGAGGAAGAGAAAGAUAGAAUUCCACGUCAUCUGGAGAGUGCAAAGAAGUCAUAGAUGAUGGAGACAAGUGAUUGUGUUGCCAGGAGACCUCAUCGCAAUGAGUUCUUCGUGUCGUUUUGCUGCUCGCCCGCUCACCCUCUCCCGCCUUCUUCCACAAGUGCUGAUGCUUCUUUGCCACGUCAUGUGACACGCGUCUGUCCCUUAUCUAUUCUCUGCGUUUCCCCGAUCUGAACAGUCUCUAGCUCCUCCUUUUCCUUCUGCUUACACCAGUCAUAGACUUCUCGUCCUUCUUCUUCCAUUUCCACUUCUUCUUAGUUUUUCCCUUCUCAAGUCAGUCCUUUGCUUUGUUUACCACUUUCCCACGUCAUUUUACUUUGCCACGCCACGUUUUCCACUUUGCCACGUCAUAGUCGAUGGAUGUUUUUGAAAGACUCUGCAAUCGGUGUCUUUCUUCGCUUUCUUUUUGCCUUGUGAAAAAUUGGCCAUGUCUACUGUAGACAGACAAAGGGAACAUCUGUCUAUCGCGUGCAGCGACUGAGAACACAUCCGAGACCCAUACAAUUUCGAAAGAACGUUUCCGUUUAAGGACACAUGCCGUCUUCAAACUGGAAAACCUCUGACAUACUGUAAAUCUUGCGUCUCUUAAGAAUAUCUUUCUCGAAACCUCUGUUCUCUACUACCUUCCUGAUUGCCUUCUAUCUUUUUUUUAAAACUCAAAACAAAGCCGUCGUCUUUUCCGCUCCAAAUUUUCGGUACCCGUCGUCGCCCACGGUUUGUCGCCGCUCCAAUUCCGCUGAUAUUCAGUCGAUGUCCCCCGCAAAUCGAGCUGAUAAGGACGAGAGAGAGAGAGAGAGUGAGUGAGAGAGAGAGUGAGUGUCAACGACGUGUCAGUCGCCUCUUCAUUCUCAAAUAGAGGGCGAGAGAGAAGAAGUUGCGUAGAAGAAGUUCGAAACGAUUCUAUUUAUCGGUAUAGAAGUAAAAAAAGCAGUGACGUGGCAUCAUUGAAUACACACGCACGCAAGCAGUACGGCUAGAGAAAGUGUGCAAAUAGAAAUGUCCCUUCCACAGGCACUUCCACGUCAUCUUAUGUUUGAAACACGUCUUUUCUGUCCCGAGAAGUUCCCACUUCCCACUAUUCACUAUAGAUGACAGAAAGUUAUGACGUGGAAAUGCGACUGGGUGCCAACGGCAAAAUGGAUCAUAAAUGCGGGAACAUAUGGCCGUCUGACCUGAGCGGACUUUCUGUCCAUUCAUUCUUUCGGUGAAUAAUGGCUCUUCGCCAACACGUCACGAGCUUCCCACUCUUGUCGACUUCCUUCCGUUGUUUCCCAGAGCCAUUGGGUACCCUAAUGCCCAACGGGAAAAUAGGAAAUAGCCAAGAAAGAGUGAGGGAGCGAGGAAGAGACGCCGCUUGUCUGACUUCUCUGACGUGGCAAAGUGUGUAUACGGGGCCCGCUCUCGGGUCUCUGUGACGUGUCGGCGUCUCCGAGGUUAACGCGUGGCAAUGCCCAUCUCUCCUCUAAUCGGUCGGUCCCCCGUCUGCCACGUUGCGAUCUCUGCGCCUCUUCCUAUACAAUGCUCUUGUGCCUUUGUCGGACAGGGUCGUCGAUCGAAAACCCUUCGCCGCUCUCCCCUCUGGCCUCUUCUUCUUGCCUCCCUCUUCCUCAAUCCGUUGUCCCCUUAGGGCCUUUUGGUACACUCGCUCAUUGUUGCCACGUCACCCAACACACGCACGCAUGGACAUCCCUCACCUACGGCAUUGACCUCUAUCUUCACCAUCUGCGCCUUCUUUCUCCCCUCUUUUCUAGAGUCUCCCACAGAGAAUGUUCCUGGCAAAAGCGGCUCGCUUUGCCACAUCAUAAGAUAUUUGAUAAUACACUUUGGGAAGAUACCACCCUUUCUGUUUUUGUGACAAGUGUUAAGUGUUAAAGUUCAAUAUUCUAUUUAAAAAUAGUCGAAAUACUUUUGCCACGUAGUAAUAAAUGCCGAAAUUGUCGAGUUCAAUUUUCGCGUUCAACCGGGAAACUUCGUGAUUUCCCACAGGCUGGAGCUCCAAAAUGUUGGUUACAAUGUUACACUUUCGUUUCAUCUGUGUUUCACACUUUUCAGCGCUCAAGAUAAAAGCAGCUACUCUCGUUUUCCUCUUUCCGUCCCCAGUUAGCAAGUUCAUCGCGAAAUCAUCAAAUGCGGGUUGUGAACGUGCAUUCCGCCUAAUCUCUUUCACUCCUCGUUUCUCCUCGUACUCUGUUAGUAGUCGGUAUCCAUAUUUUCUGUACAGGACUCAAUGGCAACACGAUGUACAGCCAACGUCUUCAUUAAAGACGAAAUCAAAGAAGAGCAACUCGACAACAUGGAUUCGAUGGACAUCGCCGCCAUUCUGAACUCACAUGCGGCCACAAAUUCGCAUGAUUCGAGUCCUGACGAAGAAGAAGCGGAUCUGACAUUGUCGAGUGAAAUGUUUCUCGCUACUUCCGGAGCCGAUAUUGACGGAGGAGAAGGUAGCCAAGAAUUGAUGGAUGUUGAUGAGUUAUUAUUGUGUACGUGCGUGUUGUUCCCAACCAAAAAAAUACCACUUCCACAAAGAGUUAGUUCUCGAAAAUCCCCCAUGUAUGCCAAUGUGAUAGUUAAAAGGCCACCUGUUGCUGUUAGGAUGGUGGAAGUGCGGAAAGCUGAGGAAUAGCAAUGAUCUAUUCACUCACUCAAGAAAAAAGUCGAUCGAUUAAAAAAUUUUGCAUAUAAUUUACUGUAAAGAAAGUGUUUUGGCACCGACAAUAAAAACGGAAAUGUCAAAUAGAGAGCGGGCUCUCACAUCAGAGUGGCACAGAGAGCCCCGUUUAUGCACAAUAGAGGGCCGCCGGGUCGUCUCCGAUCAUAUAAAACCGUAUCGAUAGAUGUUCUCUCUUUUGCAUUUCCAUUCAUUCAUUCGCUCGCUUCCCUCCUCUAGUUCUCCUUUUUACCAGCCAACAGCAACAGGUAGAAGUGUGUAAAAUAUCCAAAAAUGUUGUGUUUUUGAAUCGAAGUUUCAAUCAGUAAAUAAGGGAAACUUACUUCAGGUGGCAUGGGACUGGCAGCCGCUCAGCAGCAGUUAAAAGCAAGAAACAAGAUGCAAGAGAUGGCCCUGAGGCAGCACCUAAUCACUGAUCAGGUCAGUGUCAUGCAAGUUUGUUUUUCAUUUACUUUUUCUACCGGACAAGCGGCAUCGUGCAAUAGUAAACACUUACAAAUCAUCUGCUGAUUGUAGAACCUUCAAACGACCGGAGAACUUGUGUUGUCGCCGGAGGAACGCCGUACUCUCGUUCAAGAAGGGUACCCAAUACCAGAAAAGUAUCCACUGACAAAGAACGAAGAGGAAGCACUCAAGAUUGUUCGCCGCAAGAUAAAGAACAAGGUAAGCUGAAAUGAGAGAAGACGAACUCGUUGAAAUUGGGGAACGUUUCGAGUAAAUGUUCUAAUUUUGGUUCUUCAGCUGUCUGCCCAAGAAUCUCGCCGCAAACGAAAAGAGUACAUCGACGCGCUCGAGAGUCGUCUGCACUGUUUCAGCGAGGAGAACAAGAGCCUGAAAUGUACGCUGUUUCUUCUUUGCCCUCAAUAAGAAUGAUCUCUUUUUUAGUGCAAGUCCAUCAGCUUGAGGCAUCGAAUCGCGAUCUCCAACAGAAGUUGCAUCAGUACGAAAGCAAGGACAAAAUGUGA